Penicillium diatomitis is the source of this 2145-nucleotide messenger RNA. RefSeq lists its product as uncharacterized. The record is from RefSeq and is a predicted model, not a curated record. The coding region runs from base 1 to 2145 and encodes 714 amino acids. NCBI's taxonomy places the organism in Eukaryota, Fungi, Ascomycota, Eurotiomycetes, Eurotiales, Aspergillaceae. Gene Ontology annotation, biological process: regulation of translation. Gene Ontology annotation, cellular component: nucleolus. Gene Ontology annotation, molecular function: mRNA binding. The transcript has 2 exons.
AUGGCUGGUGUUAAGCGUCGUGUCGACGUCCCCGAGGAGCGCAAUGGAAAGCGGAGCAAGAACCAAACCUCCGCACCGGUGAAGAAGAAGUAUGCCCUUGACACCGCGAACAAGAAGGGUCCUGUGCCUUCCACCAAGAAGAGCGGCAUGUCUGGCAAGUCCGACAAGAAGAGCGCGAAGAAGGUCUCCAAAAAGGUCCAGAUGGAAGACUCGGAGGAGAACGAUGACGAAGACGACUUUGAUUUGGACGAUCUUUCCUCGGUGUCUGGAGCCGAGGACGACGAGUUCGAUGCUUUGGACAAUGCCUCUGGUGAUGAGGAUAUGGAGGAUGUGAGCGACGAGGAGGAUGCGGACGAGAAGAAACAGAAGGAGAGCGCCGCCAACUCAGAUAAGAAGGCCUCUACUACGCAAAAUGGUGGCCAGCAGAAUGGCGACGAGACAGCAAAGAGUAACAAUUCUCGCGAGUCACACAUCAAGCAAAAGGCCUUACAACAGGAGCGCAAGAUGGCCAAGCCCAACGCCGACAUGAUCGCCCGGUCGAAGAAGUUGUGGGAGCAAUUACGUCGCAAAUCCCAUGUGCCCUUGGAGCAACGUAAGAAGCUUAUCAAGGAGCUGUUUGAGAUUAUUACCGGCCGUGUGCGCGAUUUUGUGUUCAAGCACGACUCGGUCCGUGUGGUUCAGACCGCUCUCAAGUACGGUAAUCUGGAACAACGCAAACAAAUCGCACAGGAGUUGAAGGGCAGCUACAAGGAAUUGGCGCAGAGCCGAUACGCCAAGUUCCUAGUUGGUAAGCUGAUUGUGCACGGAGACUCGGAGACUCGGGACUUGAUCGUUCCCGAAUUCUAUGGACACGUCAAGCGUUUGAUCCGUCAUCCGGAAGCCUCAUGGAUUCUUGACGAUAUUUACCGUACAGUGGCUUCCAAGGAGCAGCGCCGACGAAUCCUACGCGAAUGGUACGGCGCCGAGUUUGCCGUCUUCGAGGACGAGAAGGAGACAGCAGAGCUGUCUCAGAUCUUGGAGGCCCACCCCGAGAAGCGAGGCCCGAUUAUGCACUUCUUGCACGAACUCAUCAACCACAUGGUACAGAAGAAGACUACCGGCUUCACGCUCUUGCACGAUGCUAUGUUGCAAUACUUCUUGAACACGAAACCGGGUAGCACUGAGGCGAAUGAAUUUAUCGAGUUACUCAAGGGCGACGAGGAAGGUGAUCUGGUCAAGAACUUGGCCUUCACAGCUUCCGGCUCCCGACUGAUGUCCCUCUCCUUCGCGUAUGCGAACGCCAAGGACCGAAAGUUGCUUCUCCGAUUCUAUAGAGAUACUAUCAAGGCCAUGGCUGGGGACGUCAAUGGACACAUGGUGAUCCUCGCAGCUUAUGAAGUGAUUGACGACACAAAGCUGAGCGGCAAGUCCAUCUUCUCGGAAUUAUUGAACCAGAACGAGUCCGAGGAGGUUCGUCACGAGGAGCUCUAUCACCAGGUGAACGACCUGGUUGCUCGUGUUGCUGUGCUCUACCCCUUCGCCGGCGACCGCGUCAAGUGGCUUCUGCCCGAAGCCGAUCUGGAGGUCCUCAAGGAGGUGCGCGAAGUCCGCAAAGAGACUUCUAAGAAGGACUCCGUUGUGCGCCGAAACGAGUUGGCCGCUGCGGCGUCACCCACCAUGCUGGAGUUCAUCGCUGCUCGGGCGGACGCUCUUCUGGAGACUUCUUUUGGCUGCCAAUGUAUUGGUGAGGUCCUGUUCGAGGCCACGGGAGACAAAAGCGCCGCCCUGGCGGCCGUGGCACAGGCUGCCAAGACUGAGUCGGAGAAGCGUGACUCGGCCGCCUUUGGCCGUCUGCUCAAGUCUCUCGUCCAGGGAGGCCGUUUCAACCCCGCCACCAAGUCCGUUGAGAAGGUCUCCCCACCCUUGAACUUCCAUGAUCUCCUGUACGAGCAGAUUCGCGACGAGGUUGUCGAGUGGGCGACUGGUCCCAACACCUUUGUCAUUGUUGCUAUGGCCGAGUCCGAUGACUUCCAGAGCAAGGCAGAGCUGCUCAAGACCUUGAAAAAGAAUAAGAAGGCCUUGACGGCGGCUGUGGAAGCUGCCAAGGGCGAGAAGAAGGCUGGUCCCGCGGCCAGCGGUGCCAAGCUUCUGCUUGAGAAGUUAUAG